CGUCCAGCGCGCCACCGCCAUCGCCAUCGCUACGGCUAGCAACUGCCUCGCCUCCGAUCAAACCAACGAAUUGCUCUGUGCAGAGGGGGAGAGAGAGAGAGAGAGAGAGAGAGAGAGAGAGAGAGAGAGAGAGAGAGAGAGGGGGGAUGGAGAGCCAGGAGCUCUGGGCGCUGUACGUGGGCGUGGCGUCGCUGGCCAUCGGGAUGCUCGGGGUGCUGGGCGUCUGGCUCUGCUACCUGUUCCAGGCCGUGGCGCGGGGGCCGCCUCCGGACCCGCCGCCGCCGCCGACGCCGCCCUGCACGCCGGAGACGGAGGAGGACGACAAGAACGGGCUCUCGGAGGAGGAGCUGAGGAUGCUGGGCGGGAUCUGCGUGGCGGUGGCCGGGGAUGGCGAGGAAGAGGAGGAGGAGCAGCUCUGCCCGAUCUGCCUCGACGGCAUGGAGGCCGGGCGCGCCGUGCGCGUCCUCCCCGGAUGCAGCCGCGCCUUUCACCAGGACUGCGUCGACCGGUGGCUCACCAUCUCGCCGCGCUGCCCCGUCUGCAACGCCUGGGUCACCACGCAGUCGCCGGGGACCUCGCCGCCGCGCACCAAGCCUGCUCUGAAUUCUUGAGAUGGCAGCGUCGCCGCCCUCCCGAUCAUGGGUCAGUUCUUGGUUCUUGACGAGUUCUUGAUGAGUUCUCGUCGAUCGUCAUCGUCAGUUUCUAGGCUCUGGAGAGCGGUUCUUGGCGAUUUCUUGUUGGCUAUCUUGUGUUUUUUUUUGGAGGAUUCGGGGCUGCGUGUAAAUUGCCUUGGUGCUCUAAUUGUUGGUAGAAAUCAGUAGGCUUAUGCAGGUUUCAGCCCUUUCCUACUCUGACAGGUCAACAAUUUUGCCCGGAUUUAUUCUAGGUGAUGAAUGAAUGGAAUAGCUAAUACUGUGAAUAGACCAAACUUGUUGUUGAUAACACAUUCAUGUUUUUCAGAAGACAUUUUUCCAAUUUAGAUGACAAUCUUUAUGUUGCUUUGAGAUAUCUUUGACGAAUAUCCAAGGCCUGCAGCUGUAAAAUUUUACAUCCUUGUGUGGGGGAAAUCCAGAUUUGGCUUUUGAACUGUUGAAUCCUGAAGUCCUGAUGCUAGUAAAUCUGGGUUCAGUUCUGUUGUUGUGCUGUACUUGUGAAUUUCUGGGUUAUGUUACCUGAUGCUGCUUGAAGUCAAGUUCUGAUGUACUACUUAUGUGUUUCUGGGUCAGUUCCUUGAGGUUAACUUGUUGCUAUGAAUCUCUGCUGAAACGAUCCAAAGUUUCAUCUUUCUUCCUUUUUUGUCAAAUGUUUAUGAUUUUGUCAGUACCGGAAGAGCUUUAGGGAUUGAAGCUUAAAAUUUUAGACACAGCAGCAGAUCUGUUUCUGCCCUUUACGUAUUGUAGUAUUAGUUAUUUCCUCUUUCUUAAAGUAGCACCAUU
Oryza sativa Japonica Group (Japanese rice) is the source of this 1436-nucleotide messenger RNA. RefSeq names its product RING-H2 finger protein ATL66. NCBI's taxonomy places the organism in Eukaryota, Viridiplantae, Streptophyta, Magnoliopsida, Poales, Poaceae. The record is from RefSeq and is a predicted model, not a curated record.